GAUGUGAUUGAAUACAAAUGCAGGCAGUGUACUGUACAUAAUCAUUAUGAAUGAGAGCACAAUUACCUAACUUAAACACUAGGUGGCGCUCUCGGCUCGUUCGCAUUAUCCGCAGACGGAGACAGAGCACACACACCAAAGGGUUUUGGAUUACUGACAACUAUUUGCUCGGAUUGUUAAACAGGCUGUUGUUUCCCUCGGCAGCGUGUCACAGCCGUAGCUAUAGUGUUCGCAUACUCCACUACACAGAGUGUGUUAUGUUUGAAUGUAUUCUUUGUGUGCUAAUAAUAAAAGAGCUAUAAUUUGUUGCGUGAGAGCAACAGUAAUUACAGAGGAGAGGAAGCUUGAGAAAGCCGCGUCCAGCCAGCUGCAUGGGUUGAGCAAUGUAGUGCGGCUGACUUUGCGCUGCCUGCCUGAGAGGAUCCAUCAGAGAAACAAACCGCCCCCUCCCACUCCGGGUGCCCCCGCUUCAGAUGCAACUCAAAAUACAUAAAGCCUCCAUGUUGCACGGGGAAUGUAGGACCAGCAGAUAUGAACUGUCUGCCUUAAAAAGUGUUAGAUAACUUUAAUGUUGAACAACUUGCGUUUGGUGCAUGUUUUUUUUUCUUUUUCUCCUGUGUGUGUGUGGACAACCUUCCGACGGGCCUCCUUGUGUUUUCAGCGCUGUUGCAGACACGGCCUCACAUUUUGGAUGUUCGGCGCUUCACGGCUAACCUACGCUAACUUCAGCUAGUUAGCAAUUGGCUUUAUUUUAUUUUCUUUUUUAUAUAUAUAUAACCAUACACGCUUUCGGUGUCGCUCACAAAAAAAAAAAAAAAAAAACUUGUUCGCAGCGAUGAUAUUUCGCGGAGAGUCAUAAAUGACAGCCAUCCACUGGCUCCCAUUCACCGCCGUGCUCGCUGGCUGGCUGCCCCGCUGCCCGCACUCUUCUCCCCGGACGGUCGCCUCGCUUUGUGGCUGCUCACCCUCGUCUUAAACGGCUAGCUAACAGUAGCUAGCAACACGAAGCAAGGCGCGACGAAUAACAUUGUGGGAAACAAAACAGGAAUAACCACCACCCGCCUAAAUGGACCACAUGUCCAUAAUAACCCAAGUUUCCAACCCGAAGGAGGAGGAAAUAAUAUCCUUUAACCAGGAGAAAGCGUCCCAGUCGAACAGCAGCCUAAAGAAGCAGAGGAGCCGGAGCAUCUUCAGCACAUUCUUCUGCUGCUUCCGCAACUACAAUGUGGAACCGCCAGCCGCCAACAGCAACACCAACACCAGCUCCCUGCCUCCACCUGUUGAGGAGAAUGGAUCGCCUCCCAAGUGUGACCAGGUCGAGGUCAUCCCUGUCCCUAGUCCACCAGCCAAAUACCUCCUACCAGAGAUGAUAAUAUCUGACUAUGGCAAAAAGUGUGUUGUGAUUGACUUGGAUGAAACGCUCGUCCACAGCUCGUUCAAGCCCAUCAGCAAUGCUGACUUUAUUGUUCCAGUGGAGAUCGAUGGUACCGUUCAUCAGGUGUAUGUGCUGAAACGACCCCACGUGGACGAGUUCCUCCAGAAAAUGGGAGAGCUAUUUGAAUGUGUGCUCUUUACAGCCAGUCUUGCCAAGUAUGCAGAUCCUGUGGCAGACCUGCUGGACCAGUGGGGUGUGUUUCGAGCACGACUCUUUAGAGAAUCCUGCGUUUUCCACAGAGGGAACUACGUCAAAGACCUCAGCCGGCUGGGACGAGAGCUCAACAACGUCAUCAUCGUUGACAAUUCACCCGCCUCUUACAUUUUCCACCCCGAAAAUGCUGUCCCAGUCCAAUCCUGGUUUGACGAUAUGAAUGACACGGAGCUCCUGGACCUGCUGCCUUUCUUUGAGGGACUCAGCAAAGAAGAAGAGGUUUACGGAGUCCUGCAGAAUCUAAGAGGCAGGUAGCAGGACACACUAUAGCACUGCAUGUGCUCUCCACCCUCCUCCGAUGAUCUCUGCCCCCUUUCUACAACCACAUCUCUCAGACUCAGGCAGAUCCUCCCUCACGCGCCCCUCUUGUCUCUGCCCCAAGGGGACGCCUUGGAGUCUCACUGUGGAAACCUUCACGUAACCCCUCGUCUCCGCUCUCAUCUCCUGGUGACUGGCUGCCUUCUGAGUGCCAUCAGAAAAAUAAUUAAAAAAACAAAACAAACACUAAAUAUCCCAGGAGCACUGUGUUUGACAAAAACCACACCAGAAAGUGUACAGAGCGUCCUAAGUUGAUAACAUUGGGGACAAAAUGCUAAGAGGAAUGAACUCUGGUCUUUAUUUUCAAACCAACAAAGUUUUACUAUUCGGUGAAGUGCUUGUUUUAAAACCAAAAAAACAACAAAAAAAAAAACAACAACUUUUUUUCUGAAACUUCUUUUGUGGUACCACACAAAAGUCUGAAAAGAUUUUGUCCUCGUAUUGUUGCUAUGCAGGCAGUUUCUGGUAGUAGAAAGGACUGUGAUUCUCUUUUCUUACUGAAUGAAGUGCCUUGUGUGAAUGUUGUUUAUAUGAGGAGAUAUUUUGUACAUGGCAUAUUUCCAGAGUACUUCAGUCUUUACACACACAAUAUGCUUUAAAGUAUCUUGAUAUAAAAGUUUUACUUAGUUUAUUUUUUUCAAUCAUCAAACGCUGGGUAAACGUCUCCAUAGUAUUCUUUUUUUUUUUUUUUUCCCAGUAUGCUUGUGCCAUUAUAUAGAUGUGACUUUGUUUCUUUCAGCUUUCAUUAUACGUAGAAAUAGUUCAUUUUGUUUUAGGCAAAGGAGUACGUUGCGCUCCACCUGCAAGUACAGUAGUUCUUUGCGUUUGAUAGUUUGAUCUGAAAGCUCAGAUAACAUUGUGCCAUUUAUUAUCCGUCUCUCACAUUAUCCCCCGUAUCACAUUUUAUUAUUUGCCAAAUAAGGAAAUUAUUUUUUAACAGGCUUCAUAUCUUUAACAGGGGUUCAGCUAUAACUGUUAAACCAUCAGUAGUAAAUAUAGCAUUAUAGUUUUUAUUUUUUUGACAAAUAGCUGUCAAAUACAUUUGUAUGUUUUUAAUGUUAUGAGAUCCUUGUUUGUCUUAUUGUGCUUAUCAUACGGCUAGCUUUUAGCCCACUUUUUUUUUUUUUUUUUUUCAUUUUUUGGGCACACACCAGUGGUGCAGCUUCACCCUUCGGGGAUGAUCUUUCUUCUCCAGAAUUGUAAACAGUUGCAAGGUUAUUCCAUUUGUUGUUUCAAAUGGUCUGGGAUCUUACAGUGACUAGGUCGAGUGCCAUGUUUUUAUUAUUUUUUUUCACGAGGUCUUUCGGGAAUAUAGUUUAGUGUUGGAUCCGGUCUGGACAGCAUUAAAAUCACACCACUCUCUCCUGAUUCACAUACGGCGAUGGCCCCGCCCUUGUCCAGUCCUGGUGUAAAACCAGUGGAGACAAUGUGUGGUAUUUACCUUCCCAGACUCUUUAACUGCUCUUCACCUCAGUGCCUAUGUUUUGAGAGGAGCCACGCAAACCGAAUGCUGCAACAUUAGCUACCAUGGCAAUAACCUUUUUUUGGUGGGGAGGUUCCAUCCUAAGUGUUUGGUUUGGGUGUCUAGAGCACUUGACACGGCUAACCUGCGGAGGCUGGAAGUAAAGGCUAGCCUCAUUAUCACAGUGACUUUUAGUGUUUAUAGGAACCUUAAAACAUGAAUUUUUCCACAUUAUUUGAUCUGAAAACUGGACACAUAAUUUACUCCUUUUAGUUAUUUUAGAAUCAAAUUUAAAUUAUUAGAAUGUCAAAAUGUUUUUUUCAGCAUUAAAAUACUGAAACAACUUGAAUGUUGCUUGGUCUAUUUCAGCAACAGCAGCCAAACGCCCUUGUAUAUCGAACUACAUUGCCAUAGUUAUCAGCUUUUGUUGUGGAAGAAAGUUAAAAAAAAAAAAAGAAGAAAAAAAAGACACUUUCCAAACCUACAGAUGGGUGCUCAGUCCUGGGCCAUCCAGACAGCCUCCAAAUGUUCGGGGCCAGCUCUAAAUGGAACACUACUGGGGCACUGCAAAAAGGACUGUGAGGAACCUCAUCAUGGCAUUAAUGCCUUACUGCCUGUGGAGGCACAAAGCAAUGUUUCUUCAUUAAUUCCAAGGUUACAUCUACACGUUUUAAGCGUCGUCUCAUUAGUGUUUUCUUAUGGAGUGUGAAAACAGCGCAGCCAUAUAUGUAGAGCAUAUACGGUCAAGUGAAUUAACAUUGUGAGACAAUAAAAUGAAGCAAUGAAGCAUGAAGAAGCUCUCUGCUCCCAUCAAGGGAUUGUACGCUCCAACAAACCUCAUUUGCUUUAUUGCUUGGUUUAUGGGUCAUGAUGUUAUAUUAGAGACCUACACUACUUCAUAAUUUCCUACAUUUUUUUUUCUCUCUCUUCUCAAGUUGAAAGGCUGCUGCUCCAUCAGGCAUAUUGAAAUAUUUUCUUUCUUUUUGCAUAAGCAUCUAAGCAUUUGUGUUGGUUGUUUCAGUGCAAUGUCUUUUUAUAAGAAGCGUUUGGUCAACUCUUCUCAAACCUCUCAAUGAUUACCUUUCUCUGAAAACGUUGUUUGUAUCAUUGUGAUAUUUUUCUACCUACCUUUUGUCAGUAUUUGGUUUGAAAAGUUGCGUAUUGCCCAUUGUAUCCAGCUCUUUAUUUUCUCCUCUUUAUUUCAGAUCUGUAACGUCCCCCUCUCUCUCUCUUGCCUUUGGUAAGAGCUCUCAGUCAGGUCUCGUCUUUCCUAUCAAGGGACGUGUGUGUGUGCGCACAGGCAUCUUGUUUGUGUAUUUACAGUAUUUCUUCGUGUAUCACCUCACUCAUCACACAUUCAUUAUUUUUGUAUUGAUUUAACACCAAAGUUCUACAACACUUGAGUUCAAGUCACGGCGCUUUCUUUUCAUUUUGGUCAGUUUAUUCACUUUUUUUUUUUUUUUUUUAAACACUUGGUUCUUGUUGGCUUAAUUUGAGUGUUUGCAGCGUGUUGUCAUCCUGAGCUUCAUUUUUUUCCUUUCUUUCCAUAAUAAAAGGCUUCAUUGAAACA
Larimichthys crocea (large yellow croaker) is the source of this 4998-nucleotide messenger RNA. RefSeq names its product CTD small phosphatase-like protein. The transcript has 8 exons. Gene Ontology annotation, molecular function: RNA polymerase II CTD heptapeptide repeat phosphatase activity. The record is from RefSeq and is a predicted model, not a curated record. NCBI's taxonomy places the organism in Eukaryota, Metazoa, Chordata, Actinopteri, Sciaenidae. Bases 1067 to 1903 code for a protein of 278 amino acids.